AUGUCGAAUACGGGAGCGCAAGUCCUUUCAGAAGGUGUGGGCUACGGCGUUGUCCUCGGUAUCGGACUCGUGUUCGCCCUCAUCAUGAUGGGUCUCUCGGCUCUUCAGAACCGAUACACGUCGUUUAAAAUCGGCACCUCGGAGGAAUUCAACACGGCAUCUCGCUCCGUCAAGCCUGGUCUCAUAGCUUCGGGGAUCGUGUCGGCGUGGACAUGGGCUGCGACACUGCUACAAAGCUCUACCGUCACCUAUGAAUAUGGUCUUUGCGGUGGGUACUACUAUGCCGCCGGCGCGACCCUCCAAAUCUUCAUGAUGGCGAUCCUCUCCGUUCGCGUGAAGAUGAUCGCGCCGUAUUGUCACACCUACCUGGAGAUCGUGCACGCUCGCUAUGGGAAUACGGCACAUUUUGUGUUCGCUACCUUUGGACUAGUCGUGAACCUAUUUGUCUCCAGUAUGCUCCUUCUGGGCGGCAGUGCUGUGGUAAACGCGUUCACCGGGAUGAACGUUUACGCUGCAAACUUCCUUAUCCCUCUCGGCGUGUGCAUCUACGUCAUCUUGGGUGGACUGCGAGCAACUUUCCUCUGCGAUUACUCGCAUACGCUAAUCCUUAUGAUUAUCAUCCUCUACUUCUUUUUCUACACUUAUGCCGAGUCGGACUUGAUCGGAGGUUAUGAAGGCAUGUAUCGCAUGCUUCAGCAAGCCGCCAAGGAGCGUCCUGUCUCUGUCAACGAAGGUGGAUCAUACCUUACACUAAAAUCCAAUUAUGGCUUAACGUUUAUGAUCAUUCAGAUCACAGGCGGAUUCGGAACCGUCAUCUUAGACCAAGGAUAUUGGCAGAGAGCCAUCGCGUCGGAAGCUAAGACGGCUGUGGAAGCCUACCUAAUGGGAGGCAUUGCGUGGUUUGCUGUGCCCCUCACGUUUUCGAGCGUAAUGGGAUUGGCCGCCGUUGCAUUAGCCAACAGCCCCUCUUUUCCAUACCCAGGCGGUCUAAACAGCGCGCAAAUCGAUGCAGGGCUAGCCGCUCCAGCUGGAGUCGUGGCACUGCUUGGUAGCGGGGGAGCGGUGGCCAUGCUCAUUCUUCUUUUUAUGGCCGUGACUUCAGCUUCGUCUUCGGAGAUGAUAGCCACGUCUUCAAUCCUGACGUUCGACAUUUACCAGAUUCACUUCAAACCUGACGCUUCUCCUGAGAUGCUUAUCCGCAUGUCCCAUAUCAUGGUCGGGAUUUGGGCUGUUGUGAUGGCAUGCAUCGCCUCCUUAUGGAAUGGCAUCGGAAUCUCGUUGAACUGGCUGUUCCUGUUCAUGGGAACACUGUUCACUGGUGCGGUGGGACCGAUCAUAUUCUCAGUUACAUGGCGCAAACAGACUGGUACUGCUGCUAUCAGCGGAGCACUUGGCGGACUUGCCGUGGGUAUUGUGGCUUGGUUGGCGGUUGCUAAAACGUACUAUGGUGAAGUCACCAUUGAGACGACAGGAAACAUGUAUCCAAACCUCGCAGGCAAUAUGGGCGCAUGCUGUUCAGGGGCGAUCAUCUCCGCAGUUAUUACCUUGAUCAAACCCGACAACUCUUUUGACUGGUCAGAGACGAAGCGGAUCAACCCCAGAGCGCAGAGGCUGGAUCAAGCUGGUUCACCCGAGUCUGACUCAAAGGAGAAGAAAAUUAGGACAGAAGUACAAACCGUUCCAGCGACGGAUACUCCUCCAACGGGCGGUAAACUCGAAGAUUACAAUCACUUGAAGAAGUCCUUGAGGGCGGCCACCUGGGCCGCGUUCAGCUUGACAUUCAUCACCAUCUUUGUAAGUCAAGCCAUGCAUUCGUGA
Coniophora puteana RWD-64-598 SS2 is the source of this 1818-nucleotide messenger RNA. RefSeq names its product Na+/solute symporter. Gene Ontology annotation, cellular component: plasma membrane. Gene Ontology annotation, biological process: urea transmembrane transport. The record is from RefSeq and is a predicted model, not a curated record. NCBI's taxonomy places the organism in Eukaryota, Fungi, Basidiomycota, Agaricomycetes, Boletales, Coniophoraceae. The transcript is spliced from 9 exons. The coding region runs from base 1 to 1818 and encodes 605 amino acids. Gene Ontology annotation, molecular function: urea transmembrane transporter activity.